Astyanax mexicanus (Mexican tetra) is the source of this 1819-nucleotide messenger RNA. It is a transcript of the gene ankrd29, whose product is annotated as ankyrin repeat domain 29. The record is from RefSeq and is a predicted model, not a curated record. The transcript is spliced from 10 exons. Gene Ontology annotation, molecular function: protein binding. NCBI's taxonomy places the organism in Eukaryota, Metazoa, Chordata, Actinopteri, Characiformes, Acestrorhamphidae. The coding region runs from base 203 to 1099 and encodes 298 amino acids.
CACACACACACACACACACACACACACACAGAGAGAGAGACAGAGAGACCGUCGUCUGAACAUGAGCGCAGCAGCGGCAGAGGAAGUAAAUUUUACAACAGAAGAAAUCCCUGCUCGUGCUGUUGUUCUGCAGUAAGUGUUGGCACCCCUAGCCCCACAGCGUUUCUGCACAUGCGCGGGAUGAGGCUCGGAUGAAGUCAGCAUGUCUUUCAAGAAGGAAACACCCCUGGCCAAUGCUGUGUUUUGGGCAGCAAGAAAGGGGAACCUAGCCCUUCUUCAGCUUCUGCUCAACAGUGGCCGAGUGGACGUUGACUGUAAAGACAGUUAUGGCACAUCAGCCUUAAUGGUGGCAUCUUACAGCGGUUAUUAUGAGUGUGUGAAGGAACUGAUCAUGCAAGGGGCUGACAUCAACCUACAGAGAGAGACAGGCUCUACUGCCCUGUUCUUUGCAGCACAACAAGGACACGAUGAAAUCAUUAAGCUUCUGUUCGAGUUCGGAGCCUCCACGGAAUUCCAGACCAAGGAUGGUGGUACGGCCCUGUCUGCAGCCUGUCAGAGUGGGCACUCCAAAGUGGUGGAGACUCUGCUUAAGAACGGAGCCAACGUUCAUGACCAGCUCAGUGACGGAGCCACACCCCUCUUCUUAGCCUCACAGGAAGGUCAUUUGACCGUCGUGCGUCAGCUGUUGUCAUCUGGAGCCAAAGUGAACCAGCCUAGAGAGGAUGGCACCGCCCCGCUGUGGAUGGCAGCCCAGAUGGGACACAAUGAUGUUGUGAAAGUUCUGCUGCUCCGUGGUGCAGAUCGGGACGCUGACCGACCAGACGGCUCCACAGCGCUUUUUAAAGCGGCACACAAAGGACACUGCAACGUCAUCGAGGAGCUCCUCAAGUUCAGUCCAUCUCUAGGCCUUCUGAAGAACGGUUCCUCAGCUCUUCAUGCUGCAGUCAUGGGUGGAAAUCCGAAAACUGUGAAGCUUCUGCUGGGAGCGAGCGCUGACCCCACUUUACGCAACAAGAACAAUGACCUUCCUGCAGAUCUAACGAAGAACGAGCGCAUCCUGAGGAUCCUCCGGCCACAGAUCUUAAAUGGAGGCAGUUGAUGACAGUUUCUCUUUGCCUGUUAGUCGUUUACAGUCUCCGUUUUUGUGUCCAUUAAAAAUGCACUAUACUCAAAUAGAAGAGGCCACAAAUGACAAACCAGAUCUUUUUAAGGGUGCCUGUUUGCAUUCAGAAUACACUAAUCUAUUUCAAACACAAAGCAGCAGAAAAAAUCUUUUGUCGUGGGAAAGCGGAGUUCCAUACAAACUUCAAGACUUUACUUUAAAUCUGUCGUGAGUCAGGUCCCACAGCUGCACAUAGUAGAACUGUGAUCAAACUGUGAUACAGUGUUCCUCACUUUUAUGUUGACCAGUGAUAAAAAAAAAAUACACAAAAUGUGCACUGAUCUUUUAAUCCUGUGUUUAUGUGCAUUUUUUUUUUGUUUUAUAUUAAAUGCUUGGCCAUGAGGUAAUAUAAUAAGACCGCAGUUUAUGUUUCUGCAAUGACCCUAAGUUACAUUUUUAGGUCACAAAUUUAAUACAUUAAAUGUAAAUAACAUGUAUAAUAUAAAUCUAAAAAUAAUAUAAAAUAAAUACAUUUAAAAUCUGUAUUAAAGGGUGUCAUCCAUGUAUUAUACUGUGACCAUGCCUUAUUUAAAAUAAUCACCUUAAAAAAAAACAGGUGCUUUAAUAUAUGCAAAACAAUUAUUUUCUUCGCCAUUUUUCUGUGCAUCCUUGAAAAUGUUUGUGUGAAUGCGUAUGAAAUUGUAUAUUUGUGAAAUC